Centropristis striata (black sea bass) is the source of this 3336-nucleotide messenger RNA. It is a transcript of the gene csnk2b, whose product is annotated as casein kinase 2, beta polypeptide. Gene Ontology annotation, cellular component: protein kinase CK2 complex; cytoplasm. The record is from RefSeq and is a predicted model, not a curated record. Gene Ontology annotation, molecular function: protein kinase regulator activity. Bases 158 to 805 code for a protein of 215 amino acids. Lineage: Eukaryota; Metazoa; Chordata; Actinopteri; Perciformes; Serranidae. The transcript has 7 exons.
GGCGCUGUUCGCUGCCUCAGAGUCUCCGGAGGAAGAGGAAGAACUAGAGGGUGAACCGGGAGGUAGUGUCCAUCUUAUUUACACCGGUGAGAUCGCUAAAUUCUUCAUCUCUCGGAUAUUUUAAGGAGCAUAGAGCUUGAAACCCGGGUCUUCAGAGAUGAGCAGUUCAGAGGAAGUGUCAUGGAUCUCCUGGUUCUGUGGACUGAGGGGAAAUGAGUUUUUCUGUGAGGUGGAUGAAGACUACAUCCAGGACAAGUUCAACCUGACGGGGCUCAAUGAGCAGGUUCCCCACUACCGUCAGGCCCUAGACAUGAUCCUGGACCUUGAACCAGAUGAGGAGCUGGAGGACAAUCCCAACCAGAGUGACCUGAUUGAGCAGGCAGCUGAGAUGCUGUAUGGCCUCAUCCACGCACGCUACAUCCUCACUAACCGAGGCAUAGCACAGAUGUUGGAGAAAUAUCAACAGGGAGAUUUUGGCUAUUGUCCCCGGGUCUAUUGUGAGAAUCAGCCUAUGCUUCCUAUUGGCCUGUCAGACAUCCCAGGAGAGGCCAUGGUGAAGCUGUAUUGUCCCAAAUGCAUGGACGUCUACACACCCAAGUCCUCCAGGCACCACCACACAGAUGGAGCCUAUUUUGGCACUGGCUUCCCCCACAUGCUCUUCAUGGUUCACCCUGAGUACAGGCCCAAGAGGCCCGCCAACCAGUUUGUCCCCAGGCUGUACGGGUUCAAGAUCCACCCCAUGGCGUACCAGCUGCAGCUGCAAGCCGCCUCCAGCUUCAAGAGCCCCGUCAAGGCCAUUCGCUAGAGCGUCCUGGACAGAGCAGCAGCAGGAGGAAGAGGAGGAUUCAUAGAGAGCGAAAGAAGACAGGAAAGAAUUAUUGUCAGACGGGGAGGGGUCACCUGCAUUUUACAGAGUUUUUCAGGUGCCCCUUCCCCACCUUGAAGACUGUAUUAUUUUGGUUUAGAUUAGGGCAAAUGAAAAAGAUUUUUGAGUGUGAGCGAGACAUAAAAAACGCACAGCCAUGAUCUUAAUCACAAGCAAACACAUGCACUCAUACAUACAUACAUACAUACAUACAUACAUACAUAAAUGCAUCCACACACUUGGGAUUCCAUGCACGUACCUUACCAAACUCAUCAGUGCCAAAAACAGGACAGAAAGUGGAACAAUACAGGGGCUUCAUGCUGCUGCUGCUGUUCACGAGCAAACCGAUGAGAAAAUGAUCAAAUCAGUGGGGGAGACACAACAAUAAAAAGGGUUAUAUGUCCAGGGGAAAGCUGAAGAAAGUGCAAUAGCUGAGUCAGCUUUCACCUCUGGCUCUGCGGUUGUUCUGUAUUUGGUACAGUUUGGUAAAGGGUGGUGGUAAACCCUCCUCUCCCCAUAAGCCCUCCCAAUGCAUGCACGCUGAGGCUGACACUCGCAGAGACAGUUUGGACGGGUGGGUGUUUUUCUGCAUCACUCAGUUUGAAAGAAUUUGGUUUGUCUGAUGUUUUGUGGUGUUGUUGCACAAAGCUUUCUGUUAAAUUUGCCUUAAGAUUCAGAGAACACACCCAGAUCGUUUGUUUUGUUUUUCAAGAGGCACAAACAGCAUUAGUUGUUGUUUUUUUUCUUUCUGCUGUUAAGAGGAAGUAAGUAGAGUAACGUUCAGACAAUUGUAAUCAGCCUGUGUCAUUUCUCCAGCUGUCUGUGCGUGUGUCAAACAACUGUCUGUAUUGGUAACGAAGUGAAAAUAUAACCUGUGCUAGCUACAUUUUUUCUGAGACGUGUCCCCUCCUGCAGCAGCAGGCUUAGCUGCGUUUGUAUUGUCACCCACCUUCCCUUGUAGCGUCAUCUCCUUUUUAAAAAAGAAAGAAAAAGUUAGACAUUUUGGGAAAUACGUCUAUUUUGGGCCUAUUUGCUUUCAGGCAAAGUCCAUGGUAAUGCUAGUGGUUGGUUAGCUUUGAUUAGAAUAAAUAUCCAAAAUUAGAAAACAGGUAACGUUGGCAUGGCUAUGUGUGUCCAGAAUUAUUCUAUAACCACAGCCAAUGCUCACUAUAAUUAAAACAAAAUAUCUCGUUUGUGACUGUGUACAAAAUCUAAAAUGUAACAACGACAUUUAGCAAUUUUGUGCUGGUUAGCAUUUGCUACAAGUGAAGGUCCCAGUCAAAAUUGGACCGGCACAAAACAGCCCGUAAGACCACAUUACAGGUUGUACCCUUGAACAGCUUAUACAAACAAAAUAUAAUAUUUAAAUUCGUAUUUUAGAGUAAUUAACACUUUAUAUCUUGUAUGUAGAAAAACCUGCAGCACUACAAUGGAUUGUUUUUUACAGCAUAAAAACAAAAUAUAAUGCCAUAUUUAGUGAACGUUAGAACUGAUGGAAAUUAACACAUUAUAUCUUGUUUGUUAACGUGUACAAAUCCGAAGUUUAAAACUGCCGGUUUGCAGUUCAACAUCUGAAAGUCCCGGCUAAAACUCAACCGGCACAGAAACACCCGCAACACCACUAUGAGCUGUUUUUUCAUGCAAAAAUUGUACUGUUUCAAGAAAAAAAAAGUAGUUUAAUAAGUGGUCAUUAGUUUGGAUUGGCUUCUAAUUAAUACACCAUAUCUCCUUUGUCCAUAAAAAAAACUAAGUAUAAAAACGACUUUGCCAUUUUAUAGUGGCAAUAGUUAGCGGUUAGCAGUUGUUGAGCAAGCAGUAGUAUUUACGGGUGCUUUCCAGGAAAUAGUCAAACCCCUGACAAAAAGCUGAGUUGAUUUUACACAUUACACACAUUUAAUGUGUUAAUUGUGUUUUAUUACUAUUAGACAGAGCCAGACUAGCUGUUUCCAGUCUCUUUUUUUGCUAAGCUAACCAGUGCUGGUGCUAGCUUUAUAUUUAACAUACAGAUAUGAGAGUGGUGUCCGUCUGAACAUCUACCUCUCUGCCUGAAAGUGAAUAUUUCCCAGAAUGUCAAACUGUCCAUGUAAAGAUUGAGGAGGAGAUCCGGAGAAAGGAAUUUAGACAAUCUGAAUCCUUCAGCUCACUCCACCACUGCACUGAUAUCCCACUGGUGUCUCUCCACAGCACAGUCUCAUUAUUUAUGUUCAGGUUUAGAGACAGACCAACCACCAGCCGCUUUUUUUGUUUGUUUCUAAAGCAGUGGGGCAGACACUCAGCUGCCCUUUCUUCACCUCUCUUCCCCUCUUUAUGUUUGUGUGACUGGAAUAGAUUGUUUUUGGAUUUCAUGAUACAAGAGAAGUGGUAUUUAUGUGUCCAGAUUUUAACAAAUGUUUGUCUGUGUUGUCUUUCUGCUACUGUGGAAGGGUGAGCAGGAUUCAGAAUUCUCAAUAAACUUCUAUUUUCUUUUCAUA